Messenger RNA from Ricinus communis (castor bean), 2715 nucleotides. RefSeq lists its product as uncharacterized. The record is from RefSeq and is a predicted model, not a curated record. Bases 362 to 2572 code for a protein of 736 amino acids. Lineage: Eukaryota; Viridiplantae; Streptophyta; Magnoliopsida; Malpighiales; Euphorbiaceae. The transcript has 2 exons.
UCCAAGUUAAAAUAUAAUAGAAUUAAAUUGUUAAAUUUAAUUUUUAGGGCGAUAAAAUCAAUUAUUUUUUUAGUGGAAACAGAAAUGAAAUUAUCUACAAAGUAUAAGGGGCUUUUUGAACCUUUAGUGCGAGAUGAAACUAUCUACAAAGUAUAAGGGGCUUCUUGAAUUUUUACCAAAUUGAGUGUAUCAAGUAUAAAGUGGCUGCGCCACCGUGUAACGCUGGUCCGGACGUCACUGGUUUAUACCCCAAAAAGAAAAAGAAAAAAAAAAAAAAAAAGCGAAAUACACAGACAUGAAUAGCAUCUGUGCUUGAUUUCAUCGAGUUCUCCCUUGCUUGCACUUUUAUGACGGAGCAGCCAUGGUAGUAAAGAAUUUUAGAAGUCUGAGUUUGAUCCAUCCAUGGAUUCUGCUUGAGAUUGUAACAGCAAACAGAGAGAUGGUAUGGAGGGACUUGGAGCUACGUGGGACGAUUCUAAUUAGCCUUCUUAGUCAAGUAGUCCUCAUUAUGUUGGGCAACCGAAGAAAAUAUAUAGCCGGAAAAUUAAUAAAAAUCAUCCUCUGGGUUGCUUACUUGUCUGCAGAUUGGGCUGCAACUGUUUCUCUUAGUGCUAUUUCUAAUAGCUUUGCGUAUUCAAAAGUAGACAGAAGCUAUGUGAUAAUGGCAUUCUGGGCUCCGUUUCUACUCCUCCAUCUUGGCGGUCCUGACACAAUAACGGCACUGUCAUUGGAAGACAACGAGUUGUGGCAAAGGCAUGCACUUGGGUUAUUUGUCCAGGUUUACUUAGCAUGCCAAAUCAUACGUAAAUCCUGGAUUAGCGCUCCCCUUAACGUUCUCGCGAUUCUAGUCCUCUUGGUUGGAGUAAUUAAGUAUGGGGAGAGGACUUGGAUUUUGUGGUCUCUGAGUAGUGAUAAAUUCAGGGAUUCUAUGCUUCAUGAUCCGGAUCCUGGUCCUAACUAUGCAAAAUUCAUGGAUGAGUACAGCUCAAAACAAGCAGAAGGUUACGAUGUUUCUGUCCAACCGCUUAUCGAAGCUACCACAGAUGUAGAGUUUGUCCUAGAUGUACCCAAGAACACUACUGUUCUGAAUGCGACCGUUUUGAAUACUUCCUAUCAUUUCUUUGUCAAUGUCAAGCCAUUAUUUGCAGACCUCAUCCUUAGUUUUCAGGACCGAAAGAAUAGCCGAUCUUUCUUCCUAACCAGGACCUGGGAAGAAGCUUUUGAUGUGAUUGAGUAUGAACUUGGGUUUAUGUUUGAUACCUUCUACACGAAGGCAAUUGUGAUCUAUACUUACGCGGGUAGCUUUCUUCGUUUCAUCAAUUUAUUCUUAACCGUUUUAAUAUUUGUAGGAUUUUGGGUGAUUGAUAAGCGAACUGAAUCACCUGGUGACAUGGGUAUCACAUACUUGUUGAUGGGUGGAGCUAUCGUCUUGGAAUUAUAUGCAACAACCACUCUGCUUUUCUCAGAUUGGUCCAUGCUUUGGUUCAGUAGACACAAGAAUACAUUUUUGGAUCUAUCUUAUCAGGUCAUCUCUUGGUUACGUCCACGGUUUCAGAGAUUUCAUCUGGUGCCUGCCAAUGACAAAUGGUCUGAUUCCUUGGCAGGAUACAAUUUAAUAAAUUUCUGUUUGCUUAAAAGACCAGCUAAAUGCAAUAAAACGAACUAUAGGGGUUCCUGCUGCAGCUUCAAAUGGUGGGGCUUCAUUCUUGCCAGUGCGCGAAAGUUCUGCAUUGAGAUGUGGCAUAGCGAUCGAUACACAAAUUUAGAAGUUAUACAAAAUGAUCUGAAGAGGUUGAUAUUUGAAGAUCUCAGACUGAAAUCAAUACAAGCAUCACAGCAAGCAGCAGAUAUGAUUAAAUACUGUAAGCAAUUAUGUGCUGAAAGGGGAGAUAGGGUACUCAGAGAAAAGGAGUAUUUUAGAACAGUUGGGUGGAGUGUGGAGGCGGACUUUGAUCAGAGCAUUCUUCUAUGGCAUAUUGCCACAGAUCUCUGCUACCACUUUGAUAUGGAGAAAAAUCCAUAUAUAGCUGAAAGUCCAACAUGCAAAGCAAGCAAAGCAUUAGCAGACUACAUGUUGCAUCUACUUGUCGAAUGCCCUUUCAUGCUGCCCAGUGGGAUUGGCAAGAUUAGAUUUCAAGACACUUGCGCUGAGGCCAUGGAAUUUUUUCAAGAAAGAAAGUACUUUCUGAAAGGGGAAUCAGAUCAUUGUAAGAAGGUAAAACUGAGAGCUCGCACUGCGUUGCUGAAAGUGAAUACUAAGAUCGAACCAUCUGAAGUGAAGGGGGAUAGGAGCAGGUCAGUGUUAUUCGAUGCAUGCGAGCUGGCUAAGUCUUUGCAGCGGUUGAAAACAGAGAAGAAUUGGGCAAAGGAGAAGUGGGAGAUGAUAAGUCAUGUAUGGGUGGAAAUGCUUUCGUAUGCUGCAAAUCAGUGUAGGUUUAAUUAUCAUGCGCUGCAGCUUAGACAGGGCGGAGAGCUGCUUACCCAUGUGUGCCUUCUAAUGACGCAUCUGGGUAUCAGUGAGAAAUUCCAGAUUGCAGAAAGCCAUGAGAGGGUAAAACUCGUUGUCACAUAAGACCAUUCCUAUGAUAAAAAGGAUUUUAAACAAUAUUCAAAUGCAAAAGCUAGUUAUUUUAGUUUUAUGGAUUUUAUUUAAGUUUAAUAGUUUGUUUGUUUUUUUCCCUUUUUUUCCUUAUAAGAAUCAAUCAUUUUAAUUUA